Molecule: messenger RNA, 2997 nt
Organism: Sus scrofa (pig)
Lineage: Eukaryota; Metazoa; Chordata; Mammalia; Artiodactyla; Suidae
Gene: POLR2L
Product: RNA polymerase II, I and III subunit L
Biological process (GO): transcription by RNA polymerase I; tRNA transcription by RNA polymerase III; transcription by RNA polymerase II
Cellular component (GO): RNA polymerase I complex; RNA polymerase II, core complex; RNA polymerase III complex
Molecular function (GO): zinc ion binding; DNA binding
Source: RefSeq, a predicted model, not a curated record
CACGUGGGGCCAGGCGGCGAAUCGAAUUGCACCCCCAAAGACCAGGAGCUCAGGCUUGCCCACAGGGUCGGGAGGUUAGGCCAAGCCUCAGGCUCACCUGCAAACGCCACCACUCCAGACGCCCCAGCCCCUGUGGCAGAGAGGGCUGUUCUGGGCGCAGCAGGUGGGCGAUCCCUCUGAGCCUGGGUCAGGGUCUGAGCACACUCGUGUGGCCCCCUGUGAGCACAAGUGUACCCAAAGCUUUGGGGACUCGGCGCUGAGCCCAGGACCCCAGGCCUACACAGCCAGGAUCGGGGCCCUCCAGCCGGGCAGCUUCUGCUCCACCCACACUGCACAGACGGGGGAAGCAGAGGCUGCGAAGCAGGACCAGGGGGCCCGUCAGCUGACUCCUGGGGACAGCGCUGUCCCCGAGGCCAGCCUGUUUCCAGGACAACACUCGGGGCCAAGGGUCUCAGCAUAAACCUCAGUGCCCAAUUCCCCUGUGCCCCGCCUGCCCCGAAGUGACCCUUCUCCAGCAGGAAACAGGCUCACGGGUUCCAAACCGCAUGUGAGCGCAGCUCUCCCUCCCUACCCCUCCUGUUCCUGCCCACUCCGGCCUGCUCCCCGCGGCACACACAGAAGGACAGAGCCACCCAGGGCCGCUGAGCAGGGGGCAGGGCUGACCUCGGAGGCGCGCGGGGCCUCUGGUAUAGUGUGGCCAGGCCUGGGCCAGGGGAGUGGAGCCGGAGGGGCAAGUGCCCCAGGGCGCCUCUGCACGUGAGUGUGGGGCCCGCACGCAGCCAGGCCGCCCCCACGGCCUCUCCUGGGAAAUCGGGACGCUGGAGAGAGGCUGCCACCGCCCCCCCAGUCCACACGCAGCUCUCAGAAUUCCAGGAAUGUCCACUUGGCUCCCUGUCCUCCCUCCCUGGGAGUAAACAACCGCUGGGCGAGAGGCGGCCCCUCCUCCAGGAAGCCUUCUGCCCACACCCGCUCCCACUCCCAGCUCUCGCCAGCUGGCAUCCCAGGUCCCCCGUCUCCCUCACCUCCGCAGACGCGGCCGCCUCUGCAGCUGAGCCUGGGUCUGACCCCAGGCCCCUGUGACUCAAGGCAGGAUGUGCGUCCAGCCCGCCUGGGAAGGGGUGGGCAGGGAAGUGGCCUCUGCACGUGGCUCUGCACGUGGCAGGGUGGGCGAAGGUGGGGACACAAAGUCCAGGCGGGCAGCAGCUCUGGCCAGCCUCUCCAGCACCCUGGGGACCUCAGUGAAAGCCGGACCGUUAGCUGAUGCCUGGGGCCAGCUUGGCCCCACCCACCCCAACAAGCGCUGGUGCUGAGAGCCCGCAGGGCUCCCUAAGUCACAAGCGCCACUGUGCACACAUCCGCCCUCCUCCUUGGCCCAAAGCUCACCUCCUCCAGGGAGGCUUCCCUACUUCUCACUGUACACGGCCCUUCCCCCCAGGCCCCAGCCUCAGAAUUAUGAGACUAACCCCACCUCAUUCCCAGAGAUACAGCCUCCCUCCCUUUCAGUCUGUCGGGGCUCCUGAGCCGUCACUUCCAGCUCCCACAUGGCAUCUACUCUGGCCCAAGAGCAAAAGCGUUCCCAUGGGUUCCGCCUCCAGACCUCUGCCUAAGGAUUCCCAGUGCUGGACGGUCCUGCUCCCUCACACACACUCGGGAUGGCUCUUCAAGGUUCAGCUCAAAAGACACUGCACCCACGACGACCCCCUGACCACCCUCCCCGCCCGCACAGGUCCGACGUUCCCAGAUCACAGGCAACCGACCCAACACAGCCUGGCCUGCGACGCGUGCAGCUAGCCCCUUCCCGCACCCUCUCUCAGCCCUUUGCCCAGGAAGAAGGGAGGAGGGACAGGGGCGAGACGGAUCGAAGCAGCGCCAGGGGUUGGAGCCGCCAGUCUGGUCGCUUCCACCGCACCCUCCCGCCGUCAAGGAUACGGGCAACUACCGGGCCGGGAUCAUUAGUGGGCGAUCGGGCCGGGCGGCGACCCCGGGGGGCCCACAGACUCAGCGCAGAGACCCCUGGGGGUCCGCGGGCAGGGGCGACUUCCUUUCCUGUCGCCCAGCACGCACUGGCCGCAGGUCAGCCGCUCUCCGCGCCUGCGGGGGUCGCCGCGCCCCCCCGCCCGAAGCGCAACUUGUUGCUGCGAAUCCGCUCGGGCUCCACACUCGGGGCCCGAAACUCGCGCCAGCUCGUGGGCCCGGGUUCGGAGCUGGUCCCGGCUCUGACGCGCGGGCAGCGGGACCCCAGCUGCGUCCCCGCCGAGGGCGCUGUACCUGUGCGCGCCUUCAGCCCGCCGCGCAGCUGUCAGUCAUCCGCACACGAGAAAAGCGAACGCCGCCGCCGGGCCCUUCCGGCCCUGCCCGGGCGCCGUAGAUCGGGACGUACCAAAGCGGCAGACGGGGGUCUCCAUCUGCUACUGCCGCGGCAGUGUGGACCCCGGGAACCCCGAUCCGCGCGGAGGAAACUCGCCGCCGCGGGUAGCGGAUACUGACGGCACCGGGACGGGCAAGGCCGGUCGGCGAAGGGCGAGCCGGGCGGGGGAGUUUGGGAGGGGACGGUCACCCCCCCAUGCUAUGGGCGCGCCCGGGGCGGGGCCAGCGCCGCAGGCGGAAGCGCCGUGGGAUUUAGGCGCUUGGCCGCUGGCUGCCUCGCUGCCGCCAUGAUCAUCCCUGUUCGCUGUUUCACGUGCGGCAAGAUCGUCGGCAACAAGUGGGAGGCCUACCUGGGGCUGCUGCAGGCCGAGUACACCGAGGGGGAUGCCCUGGACGCGCUGGGCCUGAAGCGCUACUGCUGCCGCCGCAUGCUGCUGGCCCACGUGGACCUGAUCGAGAAGCUGCUCAACUACGCGCCCCUGGAGAAGUGACAUGCAGCCGACACGCAGCGGUUGGCCCAGAGACCCUCCGGAGGUGUGGGGAGCUGGAGGCCUGCCUGCCCACAGCCCUGUGCACACGUCUCCCUCUCUGGACAGAACCAUCCAAUAAAAGCUUUUGAAGACCCAAGGA